CGUCACCAUUUUAUCCCCAUUUACAAACCACACAUAUUGAUGAUGAUAAAUAGUUAGUUAUCAUAGGGGAAAAUGGAGGAGAAACCAACUAUGAGUGAUAUCGAUUUGGACAAGAUCCUUUCUACACCUCAAGAAGUACCACAUUCCGUUGAGGUGGUACUGAGGAAAUUGGAAAUUGCUGAAAUGGGUCGAGCUAAACGAGACAUGGCAGGGAGACUGCACGUGAUCCUGAACAGUGUAAACAAGGCGCUGUGCCGCAUGCGCUUGGCCUCGGCUGUAGAGGAGGAGGAUGAUGACCUGAUAACACAAUCACAGCAUCUGGAGGAGAAGCGCAGGCGUGGCCAGCAGGUCGUCACUAUCCAAGCAUUCCUACAGUCCAGCCAGGACAAGGAAAAUGAGCUCAGCGUGGUCCUCCAGUGGCUCAGAAACAUGAACCAGGAGCUGGUGGAGGUGGAGGAGGAUGAGGACUUCCGGGAGGUGGAUGGUAUCACUGAGGAAUGGGUUGAGGAGAUGCAAGACAAGAUCCAGAGUUUCAUGUCGGACAUCCAAGCUUGCAUUGUUCGUCUUCACGAGCUUUGUGGAUUCCUCUUUGAACUCGACACCAGGAAAACCAAAAAGAAAGAAGCAGAACAUAAGAAGGGAGGUGUGUGGCACUGGUGGCUAGAGUCAAAAGUCGAUGCCAGGACGAUACUGAAGAUCCAGGAGCUGCAGCCGCCCACAGUGGACCGCAUGAUGGCGGAGCCCAGCCUGGCCACCAAGUCUUCCACAGAUCUGUCCUUCAUGCUGGGUGACAUCUCCAAGUCCAUGUCCUGCAACAAGGCCAUGAGCAUGGCCUUUAAGUUCAUUCAGACGGGGCUCCACAACCUAAACGAGGCUCUGCAGGAACGCACAUGCGAGGCCCACAAAGCCCAAGCCCAACUGGAUGAGAUGAAGGCUAAUGACUGCCGUGCUAACCUGGCCCGUGCCAAAGCAGAGCUGGAAGGGGGCAAGACAAGGAUCACCAAACUGGAGGGAGAUAACUAUAACCUUCAGGAGGAGAUCGCAGCGCACAAGUUCCAGAUCCACAAGCUGGAGGGAAUGGUCAGGUCAGGUCAACAGGGUUCUGUGAUUAAAGUGAUUGAGCCGGUGAUAGAAUUCCCCAUGACUCAGAGCCAAACCCAGCCAGAGAGCACCUCAGUCCCAUUCAAUCCGAAAUAUCCCAGACGGCCCCCUCCGUCUAAGAAGGAGCAGAAGCCAAAGAUAGCACCAUCAGUGGUGGAAUCACAGCUACCCAAGAGCCCACCCAAGACUGCGGCUGGGACGGAGCCAGAGUCCAUUGAGGAGGAGUAUGUCGAAGAGGAGAUACCUCCCACACCUUCCCCUGUGUCUGAAGAGGAGAUCAAGCCCGAGACAUCACCUGAUGAAUUGGACCUCUUUGAGGCCAUGGAGAAGAACAGCACCAGCCUCUUGGAUGGCUUCCAGUCAUCUGUGUUCAACAUAAUUGAAAAGUCCCUCAGUGUUAAGGGUAUAGGCCUAGAGGCAGACAAGGCCAACGACGCCAUCAAACUCUACAUCAUCCUUCAGAAAACCAUCCGAAACUCCUUCAACAACAUCACCUCCAAACUCCAUGGGAAAUUUACAGACAGCAUCCUGGGCAUGCCGUUUGAGGAGGACAAAGUGGCUUGCGAGGGGUUCUGGGACGACACCACCAAGUCACCAGGGGACAUGCUCAAAGAGAUCAACUCUAUGUUCGUCAGCCAUGACCAGAACAUUGAGAGUUUGGGCGCCAAUGUGCACAUGCUCAUGAAAGAAGAAGACAAGAACGCCAAGUCUGCUUCCAAGAAAGGACCCCACCAAGAAUGCCGUCACUCUGUGUCUGAGGUCCUGAUCCAGUUGAAGAACAUCAACAACAUGAGCAAGCAGCAGACCUGUAAGAUGCGCCUGGCCCUGGAGAACCUCAUAGACAACAAGUUGGAUAAUGAGCCCAAGACUGAGGAGGAACAGCGAUUCACCAGCCAUUUCUCCAUCUCGUCCUCUGACAGCUUUGUAGAGGAAGAGGAGAUCAGAGUGGAGAAGAAACGCCACCACCACAUCGAGAAAACUGUCAAAGUACCGGUAGAGAAGCGAAUCAAGAGGAGACAUACUCCACAUCAGACAACGAGGCAAGUACUGAAACCCAGACUUAUAGAAACAGCCAACCAGGGGGACAUGGAGCGGUAUAAGAUGGAGAUUGAGGAGGAGGGGAGGAAGAUAGAGAAAACGGUGAUGGUGGGGGCGACCUACCAGGUGAACGUGGUGUCUCAGAGGACCAACCUGAAUCUCCUGAGGCAGGCGGCGAUCAGCGGGGAGAUCUCCACUGAGCUGUACAGCAUGGCCAAGGACCUCAUCACACACAUUCUGGGCAUGGAUGAGAUGAGACUGGCCUGCCUGCUCCGCAAGUUCAUGGCCUACAGAUCAGUGCAGCAAGUCCGUUACAAUCUGAAUAUGCAGUUGGUUGCUGCUCGGGAGCUAAAGGAUGGACAGUCGGUAAAAGAAAUAUACUCCUUCCUGACGAAACUGGAUGUGUACCAGAAACGGAUGUUGCGUCGGUGGAGUGCUAAACAAGCUGCUAUUGAACACAGCCGCAAGACCUGCCUUGCUCGCAUGCUAUAUCUUUUCAGUGAGAUAAGACAAGACUACAACGUGCACCUGCUCACCCCGUUCCCGUGCUCCAGCCACUCCCGUCAACAUCUGGCCAUCAAGUCCCACAAGCUGACGUGGUCCCUGAACCCUGGUUGCCAGCGCCACCACCUGCCCACUCCAGCCCAGACCCCCCACCUGGUGAUGCCCGCCUCAGAGGCCGGACCCCUGAGCGGAGUCAGGGAGCUGUUGAGGGGUCAGCUACCCACACUGUGGCAUUGUAAUCUGACCAUGAACAACAUGCAGCUGGCCAGGAAGAUGGCCUCUCCCCCCUGCAACCUCUCCUCCAUCCCCCUGCUGAUGCAGAUGGACGUCAACCAUAGCCGAGCCACUGCACUGCGCUCUGCACAGGACAGGUAAGGCCUCACACACUGCAUCAACUGGUAUCAAUGGAUAGGAACUUAGAGAGCAGCAAGGUUUGGACAAUUCAAGGCAAGAUCUUAGUAUUUUAGGAUUAUGUCCUUCCCCUGGUGAAAGGUAUAGACUGCUUGUGAUAUUGAGUUUCAGUUCUAAAUUCUCAUUGGUUUGUGAUGCGUGAACUGCAGUGGUGUAAAGUAAUUAAGUAAAAAUACUUUAAAGUACUACGUACUUAAAGUAGUUUUUUCGGGGUAUCUGUACUUUACUCUAUUUUUGACAACUUUUACUUCGCUACAUUCCUAAAGAAAAUAAUGUACUUUUUACUCCAUACAUUUUCCCUAACACCCAAAAGUACUCAUUGCAUUUUGAAUGCUUAGCAGCAUAGGAAAUGGUCUAAUUCCACCACUUAUCAAGAGAACAUACC
Molecule: messenger RNA, 3439 nt
Organism: Oncorhynchus gorbuscha (pink salmon)
Lineage: Eukaryota; Metazoa; Chordata; Actinopteri; Salmoniformes; Salmonidae
Exons: 7
Coding region: 73-3018 (981 amino acids)
Source: RefSeq, a predicted model, not a curated record